Malassezia globosa CBS 7966 is the source of this 603-nucleotide messenger RNA. RefSeq lists its product as uncharacterized. Gene Ontology annotation, molecular function: peptidyl-prolyl cis-trans isomerase activity. The transcript has a single exon. NCBI's taxonomy places the organism in Eukaryota, Fungi, Basidiomycota, Malasseziomycetes, Malasseziales, Malasseziaceae. Bases 1 to 603 code for a protein of 200 amino acids. Gene Ontology annotation, biological process: protein peptidyl-prolyl isomerization; protein folding. The record is from RefSeq and is a predicted model, not a curated record.
AUGCAAUUCUCGUUGGUUCGAUUCCUCGUAGCUUUCCUCGUCAGCGUGUCGCUUGUGCUUGCGCUUAAGACAUCGGAAGCGAAGGUCACGCACAAGGUAUAUUUUGACAUCGAGCAUGGCGACAAGUCUGUGGGCCGUGUUGUGAUGGGCCUGUAUGGUGAAGUGGUCCCAAAGACAGUCGAGAACUUUGUGGGUCUCGCUGAGCGUGAGGAAGGCCGUGGAUUCAAGGGCUCGAUUUUCCACCGUGUCAUUAAGGGCUUUAUGAUCCAGGGCGGCGACUACACUCGUGGUGAUGGUCGUGGUGGCAUGUCGAUCUGGGGCAAGCGCUUCGAUGAUGAGAACUUCAAGUUGAAGCACGAGGGUGCUGGUAUCCUGUCCAUGGCGAACGCUGGUUCCGACACAAAUGGAUCACAGUUCUUUAUUACUGUUGCCAAGACCCCGUGGCUCGAUGGCCGUCAUGUCGUGUUCGGUCGUGUCCUGGAGGGCAUGGACGUGGUCAACUAUGUCGAAAAUGUCCGCACUGGUCCUGGCGACCGCCCUGUGGACGAGGUGCGCAUCUUUGAUGCUGGUCUUCUGCCCGAUGGCCCGCACGAUGAGCUUUAG